Messenger RNA from Scaptodrosophila lebanonensis, 2121 nucleotides. Its product is annotated as proteoglycan 4. Lineage: Eukaryota; Metazoa; Arthropoda; Insecta; Diptera; Drosophilidae. The record is from RefSeq and is a predicted model, not a curated record. The transcript is spliced from 3 exons. The coding region runs from base 82 to 1830 and encodes 582 amino acids.
UGUACGACCACUUAGACACACUGAACCCAUCACUUCCGCUUUGCCAAAAAAGGAUGCACAUUAGUGCGAAUCACUAAUAAGAUGAAACUUAUUCUUAUAUUCUUACUGGUCGCAGCCAGCAAUGCGUUCACGCUAUUUGGGCCCCAUAUUCGCCUUGUCCCUGGCGACAGUCCAAACGAAAUUGUAUUGCACUUCCGAAACCCGUGCAACAACAAGCCGAGCCGUACAACGACUCUGCAGCCGCCGACACCACCAUGCGAGCACAGCACAAGCACGUCUCAACCAAAAACAACGAAGUGCCCCCACGAAACAACUACUCCAAAAACAACGCAAUGUCCGCACGAACCAACAACGCCAACAACAACGCAAUGUCCGCACGAACCAACAACUUCUCAGACGCCAACAACUCCUAAAAUAACGACGAUAACGACUCCAACAACGCCCAAGAUAACAACGCCUACAACUCCUAAAGUCACGACUCCUACAACUCCUAAAAUCACGAAGCCUACAACUCCUAAAAUCACGACUCCAACAACUCCUAAAGUAACGAAGCCUACAACUCCUAAACCUACAACUCCUAAAAUCACGACUCCAACAACUCCUAAAGUAACGAAGCCUACAACUCCUAAAGUAACGACUCCAACAACUCCUAAAAUAACCUAUCCAACAAAACCUACGACACCUGAAGUAACGAAACCAACUAAGCCAUCUAAGCCAACAACACUUAAGCCGACGAGUCCAACUAAACCGACAUAUCCAACAGAAUCCACAACACCCAAAUUUACCAGGCCAACUACUCUAAGUCCAACCAAGCCCACAAAACCAACAAAGCCAACCGGGCCAACUUAUCCUACAUAUCCCACUUACAAACCGACUAAACCAACCUAUAAGCCUACAUGGAAACCAACCAGCAAGCCCACGAGGAAACCAAACCAUAGCUCAGAGAGCCAUGAGCACGAUGACUCCAAAUCUAAGGAAGACAACAGCUCAGAGGGUCACUCGAAGCCAACUCGCAAGCCACAUAACAGCUCAGGAAGUCAUGAAGACAACAGCUCAAAGGGUCACUCGAAGCCAACUCGCAAGCCACAUAACAGCUCAGGAAGUCAUGAAGACAACAGCUCAGAGGGUCACUCGAAGCCAACUCGCAAGCCACAUAACAGCUCAGGAAGUCAUGAAGACAACAGCUCAAAGGGUCACUCGAAGCCAACUCGCAAGCCACAUAACAGCUCAGGAAGUCAUGAAGACAACAGCUCAGAGGGUCACUCGAAGCCAACUCGCAAGCCACACAACAGUUCAGGAAGUCAUGAGGGUGAUGAUUCCAAAUCUAAGGAAGACAACAGCUCAAAGGGUCACUCGAAGCCAACUAGCAAGCCACACAACAGUUCAGGAAGUCAUGAGGGUGAUGAUUCCAAAUCUAAGGAAGACAACAGCUCAAAGGGUCACUCGAAGCCAACUAGCAAGCCACACAACAGUUCAGGAAGUCAUGAGGGUGAUGAUUCCAAAUCUAAGGAAGACAACAGCUCAAAGGGUCACUCGAAGCCAACUAGCAAGCCACACAAAAGCUCAGGAAGUCAUGAGGGUGAUGAUUCCAAAUCUAAGGAAGACAACAGCUCAAAGGGUCACUCGAAGCCAACUAGCAAGCCACACAAAAGCUCAGGAAGUCAUGAGGGUGAUGAUUCCAAAUCUAAGGAAGACAACAGCUCAAAGGGUCACUCGAAGCCCCCUCAGAGUUCAGGUAGCCAAAAGGGAGAUGACUCCAAAUCCAAAGAGGACAACAACUCAAAAGGUAACUGGAAGCAAACUAGUAGCCCAGGAAAAGAAACGAUUUAAAAUUCACGUGUAAAUAUGCCAACGGGAAGGAGUUCCUAAGGAACCAAAGCUGACGACAUCUUGUUAAACAAAGUUAAGAGACUUUUAAAGUCAUUAAAGUCAUAAGAAUGAUUAAGUCCAUUUAGGAACUCAGCCCACCAGCCCUCAUUGGAUCGCUCUUGAAGUGGAUUUACGAGAUUAUCUCCAGAAUGCCAACAAUAAUACAUGUUUUAAGGAUUUUUUUUAUAGUGUUCUAUUUUUGUGUGAAGUUUUGAAAAACUAAUAAAUACAGGGAUUAUUUUGAUUAAAAAA